Molecule: messenger RNA, 430 nt
Organism: Drosophila ananassae
Lineage: Eukaryota; Metazoa; Arthropoda; Insecta; Diptera; Drosophilidae
Gene: Gbp1
Exons: 1
Coding region: 1-369 (122 amino acids)
Source: RefSeq, a predicted model, not a curated record
AUGAUGCCGAAUGCUGUUAACCCACUGAUGCUCUGCAUCUUUUGUCUGGCUUUGGGGCUCCUGGCCAUCGAGGCGAGAUCUCGACCCGGUGGCGACGAUCGCAUCGUGUUUCCCAAGGACGAGGAUAGUCCUUCCGUUCACUUUCACUAUCCCAAAGCCAACAUGACCAAAACUACAAGCACAACCGAGGCACCUACAACCUCAACAGUCAGAAACACAGAGCCCACCGUUCUGCCAACUACUGAGGAGGAAGACAAUGGAAACAGCACGGCUAUACCCAUCAUAAUAAAUCGAAUAUUGAUCGACACUGACAAGAAAUGCAGAGAUGGCUACGAGCUGCAUGCCCAACGCUGUCGAAAGGCCGCUUAGUAUUGUGUAGAUUCUAAGAUCAAGAAAUGUCAAUAAAUUAAAAUAUACAUAGUUCUACUUA